AUGAGCAGUGGCGAGACUCGUGAGUCCAAACACCAUAUCGCUGUUCUGGAGGAAGAGAGCGUCGAGACCUUUGUGGCCUUCUGCGAGUAUGCGUACACUGGGGACUACCGUAUACCUCCCCCGGGAUCUCGCGAGGAGGAGCAGGAGCAAUGGCCGGUCAACAAUCCCUUCAAGGGCGUGUUCUCCGAAGAGCCCGUUUCGCCCUCUAUUUCGCCAUACGUUCCAUCAACUCAGAGACACAAUGAAGCACCCCAAGGUCAGGGAUAUGAUGGGCCGGGUGGCUAUGAGAAAGUGCCUCACGCGGCACAUCCCAUUGACAGUUAUGGUGAAAGUGCAACGUCCCCUGAAGACGACUCGUUAGCACCUCCGAAUCCAGACCAAGCAGCCUCCCCCGAAGAGGAGGCAGAGCAACAGCCUACCCCCCCGGCUGCAGAGGAAGGGGAUCCGUGGGACUCCAAUGCAGGCGCAUCCGCGGCCAAAGGCAAAAAGGGUAGAAAAAACAAAAAGGACAAGAAAAAGCAGAAGGUCUCCUCACCUGAGGAGGCAACCACAUGCCUGACCACCCCGCCGAAUACCCCUCCUCCCGAGCAUCUAGGUAUGCGACAGGACCAUCCUGCAGCUGAGGCGACUGAAGAGCAAGAUGAGUGGGAUCUGGAGCCCGCGGAUCCCGCCAACAAUGCUCCGUCCGGAAUGGCUGAGAGUUGGGAGUAUACUGCCCCGACUCCACCGGAAGAGGAGCAGAACAAGACAGAUGAGAAAGAGGAGACGACCCAGGAAUACGAACAGGGGGCCGAUACGGGGCUCAUGAUCGACAACUCCUUCGCCAAACAGCACUUCAAUAGCCAUCACGAGGCAGGCAUCAGCCUGUGGGAUAAGUUUGCCGCCAUGGACUAUGUUGACCCUCGCGCAUUGGAAGGCACCAGACCUCCCAGUGCCCUCUCCACUCAAUCAAGCCGAUCAGAGUUGCCGUAUCUCAUCUUUCACGCCAAGCUGUACGUCUUUGCAACGCGCUAUUUGAUUCCGGCGCUGGCCCAGUUAUGCCUGCGUAAGCUACAUAGGGACCUUCUACUUUUGGCAUUCCCUGACGAUGCCCAGCCUGAUAGUCAGGAUGACGGACAAAUAACCCUGAAAGCCCGAAUAGUCCUCGACCUGCUCCACUAUACCUUUACCAAGACCACCCGUCUCGAGCCCAUCUCGCCCACCUCGGCCACUCAGCUUCGAGACAACGAACUACGCAAGCUAGUAGUCCAUUAUGCGGCAUGCAAAGUGCGCGACCUGGCCAGAUAUUGUCCGCCAACCGAGCCGACGGUGGGUUUUUCUUCGAGCUACCCGGAGAAGCCGUCGGCACGCGGAUUGCGAGCAUUGAUGGACACAACCCCCGAACUGGCUUCCGAUUUGGUCUAUCGGAUGAUGUGA
This is a messenger RNA of Aspergillus affinis, 1416 nucleotides long. RefSeq lists its product as uncharacterized. The coding region runs from base 1 to 1416 and encodes 471 amino acids. The transcript has a single exon. The record is from RefSeq and is a predicted model, not a curated record. Lineage: Eukaryota; Fungi; Ascomycota; Eurotiomycetes; Eurotiales; Aspergillaceae.